Molecule: messenger RNA, 5356 nt
Organism: Hermetia illucens (black soldier fly)
Lineage: Eukaryota; Metazoa; Arthropoda; Insecta; Diptera; Stratiomyidae
Product: myosin light chain kinase, smooth muscle-like
Exons: 12
Coding region: 531-4964 (1477 amino acids)
Biological process (GO): protein phosphorylation
Molecular function (GO): protein kinase activity; protein binding; ATP binding
Source: RefSeq, a predicted model, not a curated record
AAACAGUGCAACGACGAACUCGGUGUUGAUCGGUUACUAGAAAAUAUUUCCUACAAUCAAUUACGACUAUAUGUAUACGUCUAAGUUCGUAUCUUACUAGAAACAUUGCUAAUCUCUUAGUCUGUUGCCAAAACUGAUAGUUUUCGGAAGUUUCGAAGUGUCCGAAGUCCGAGAUUGACUGUUGAGAGUAGUUUACCUGGAAGUUGGAGAAAGUAUUGCAUAUGGAAAAUCGAAAUAUGCAAUAGGGGCAUAGUGACUUUCGCUUGCAGUUCAUGAAAUUUGGAUAAAUCGAAAAUUAGUUUGAAUCGGAGUUGUACCUUUGCAACUUCGGCAGAUUUUAGCCUGACUACUAUAAGGAUGCACCACACUUCCGACGAGUUGGAGACGGGCCGGAAUACAGAUUAGUAAUUCCUCGUGCGAAACUAGACUUCACUGGAACAUAUUCCGUCAUUGCAAAAAGUUGCCAUGGAGAAGUUAAGGCCAUAAUUUCCCUACAGAUAUAUGCAAAAGAUAUUUCGAAAAUCGGAGCCAUGGACAAGGGAUCUAUUAUACACGGGAAUGUUGAAACGUUACCAUCGGUGUCACGGCAUUUAAAAGACAUUCGUUGCUGCGACGGCGACUCAGUAACUCUCGAGUGUUACGUUGGGGGUGUUCCGGAACCGAUAAUAAUUUGGGAAAAGGAUGGCCGCGUAUUGGCUGCUCAAAGAGAUAUUGUAACUACUUACGAUGGCUCACGCGCAACGCUUUCAAUUGAAAGAAUCUACCCUGAAGAUGAGGGCGAAUACACGUGUGUCGCUUCGAAUAACAUUGGUAGAGCCUACUCGACGGCCUGUAUCAUAGUCGAUGUGCCUGAAGAGAAGGAAAAUUUCUUAAGCACACAAUUAUCUAGACCUCAAGGAUUAUUAUCCACACACUCCACACCUCGAUCAACACCAAGGACCACACCGAUCAGGAGCAUAUCACCAUUAACACUAUCUUACAGAAAUACAAGCAUAGAUCUUUCGUCAAAGAAAAAAAAAUUUGCUGCUCCCAAAUUCUUAGCAAUUCCGCAUAAUAAAAUAGUGGAAGAAGGGGAAACUGUACGCUUCCAGUGCGCCGUGAGUGGACAUCCCAUUCCUUGGUCAACGUGGGAUAAAAAUGGAUCAGUUGUCACCCCUUCUGCAAGAAUUUCAAUAAAAGAACGAGAUGAUUUGAGAUUCCUUGAAAUAGAAGAAGUAACUUACGAUGACGCAGGUCUCUACCGGAUUACCGUCGAAAAUGACUACGGGCGAAUUGAAGCUACAGCAAGGUUGGAUGUUAUACGAGGUCGGAAAAGUACGUCACGUCCAAUAAGAACAUAUAGUGCAUCUCCGCGGCGGCAUCUUUACUUUUCACGAAGACUCAUGGGAAGUUCGUCAACUAUCGGAGGACGACUAGCACUUUCAUGCAUGUUGAGAGGUUCAUCAGUGCCUACGCGAAAAUUCUACCACAAUGGAAUGGAAAUAAUUGAAGAUUCCCGAACAUCGAUAACAUUUACAGACACAGUGAUAACGCUGACGAUAGACGACGUCCAGGAAAGAGAUCAAGGUGUUUACACUUGUGUGGCUCAAAACGAUUUGGAGACGGUUUCCUCUUCUACUGUUGUGAUCCUGAACUCACCUUCAGCUGAGAUAUCAGUUGGCCCGCCAGAAAUCUGUAACCAUCUUUCAGCGCACACGACCAUUCAGGAAGGACAAUCAGCUGACUUAACUUUUGAAUUUAAGAGCAUAGAACCUUACACUUACCAGUGGUUUAAAGAUGGAAUUGAUCUGCCGAACUCAGAUGAAUUUUCCUACAUAGAUCAUGGAAAUGGUUGCUUGGCGCUACGAAUUUCAGAUCCAUUUGAUAUUGAUUCUGGAUUGUAUACAUGCGUAGUAGAAACGGCACACGGAAAUUGCCAGACGAGUACAGAUUUAUUUAUUCAGGAAAAUAUACAUAUCGGCGACAAUUUAGAAAUUGUGAAACCUCCCUUGCCAAGUAUGGGCUUUCCUGGGGAUGUUGUAUCAUUCUAUGCCAAAGUGUAUCCCCAUGAUGCGGUAGUAACAUGGAGCCUUUGCGGACGAAAUGUCGAAAAGGAUACAAGAGAAUUUUCGGUGGAGAAUCGGAGUGACGGUGUUCGUAUUUUGCAUGUUCUCGGCCUCGAAUAUGAUCAAAGUGGUGAAGUGACGCUUUCGAUAUACAAAGACAGUGAUCGGGAGGUGGUAGUUAGAAGCUGUACCCAGCUUAUUGUUCUACCAACCCCAAGGUGGGCACUUUUCGAUUCCAAAGACGACUUCACUAACGAAGAUGCAGAUAUUCCUGCAUACAUUAUUAAAACACCUAACAAUUGUACAGGAUUAAUAGGAGGUACUAUAAUUUUGGAAACAUCAUUUGGAGGCUCACCAGCUCCGUCUGUAAAGUGGAUGAAAGCUGGUCGACCAAUUGCGGAGAGCACUAAUAUUAGAAUCAUCACCAAGUCAGAUCGCUCAGCUUUAAUUCUUAGAUCGGUCACAGGUGAUGAUAGUGGCAAAUACACAGUGGAAGUGAUGAACGACUACGGAAGUGACAUGGCGGCGGCAUCCGUUUCAGUUGAAAGUGCACCUGAACCGCCUAGUGGUAAACCCAGCGUCUCUCAAGGUCCAGAUCGCGUCGCGGUUGCGUGGUGCGGUCCUCCCUAUGAUGGCGGAUGUGUCCUCACGGGCUUCAUCCUUGAAAUGAAGGAGGGAGACGGCGAUUGGGUGGAGAUUGUCACUGUUGUAGAUUCCCUGGCCUAUACAGUGAAAAAUAUCACUCCUGGGAAUGCGUAUAGGUUUAGAGUUCGGGCUGAAAACAUCCAUGGCCGUAGCGAACCAAGUCUUCCAAGUGAUGAAAUUAUCGUCUCUGCAAUUAGUUAUUGUGAUGGAGAUGAUAGCAAAGAGCUACUAAAAGUCGCUUCAGGUGGUAACUUUAAGUCGCGGUUUGACAUUCUCGAGGAAUUGGGACGUGGGCGUUUUGGAACUGUAUUCAAAGUUUGUGAAAAAGAAACGGGACAAAUAAUGGCGGCAAAGAUUAUUAAAUGCAUCAAAUCCCGUGAUAAAGAAAAAGUUCAAGAGGAAAUUUCAAUAAUGAAGUCACUUCACCAUCCAAAGCUGCUACAACUUGCAGCGGUUUUCGACAAUCCACGUGAAAUUGUGAUGGUGAUGGAAUAUAUAACCGGUGGCGAACUAUUUGAGAGAGUUGUUGCAGAUGACUUCACGUUAACUGAACGGGAUUGUAUUCUGUUCUUGCGUCAGAUUUGUGAAGGAGUUAGUUAUAUGCACAGAAAGUCGAUAGUGCAUCUGGAUCUGAAGCCGGAAAAUAUUAUGUGUCGAACGCACUCCAGCCAUCAGAUAAAAAUAAUUGACUUUGGUUUGGCUCAAAGGUUAACGGAUAAUAUGCCAGUGCGUGUCCUUUUCGGGACGCCGGAGUUCAUUGCUCCCGAAAUAAUAAAUUACGAACCGAUUGGAUUUCAAACCGAUAUGUGGAGCGUCGGCGUGAUAUGCUACGUACUGUUAUCUGGCCUAUCGCCGUUCAUGGGGGAUUCUGACGUGGAAACAUUCGCGAAUAUUACACGGGCAAGCUAUGAUUACGAUGACGAAGCCUUCGAUGCUGUUUCUCGGGACGCAAAGGACUUCAUUUCUAACCUGCUGGUUCAUCGGAAAGAGGACCGUCUUACUGCGGAUGAGUGUCUAGAGUCCAAUUGGCUGGCGCAACACAACGAACAAAGCUUAAAUAACGUAAAAAUAUGUACGGACAAAUUGAAAAAGUUCAUAAUACGUAGAAAGUGGCAGAAAACAGGAAAUGCAAUAAGAGCACUGGGAAGGAUGGCCACACUUUCUGCUUCACGUCGUAAUUCCACAACAUCGGGAUCGCUUCCAAAUAGCCCGCGACCGUCUAUUUCAGCUGGGUCUGGAUUCUCAUUUUCACCAAGCCCUGGCCGUAUGUCUUCUCUAAAUGAAGAGGCCGACAAUGUAGACAGGAUUUCAGGACUAGUCGAUAACAACUGUGGUGCAAAUAUGGCUACAGUUGAAAGACAUGGCAAGGUGAUAAGCAGCGAACGCAGUGAUUCAGGCUUCAGUGAAUGUUCCAGUUGCAGCAAUGGUUCUCGCGUACAAACCCUACAAACACAUAUUUUCGAUAAAGUCCCAGUUAUAAGAGAGGAAUUCGAGAAUAAUAGUAACAAUAAUUUAUCAUGUGUCGUAGUGCCAGAUGUUCUUAAAAUGAAAUUAGAAGAAAUAGUGAAACAUAGGGAUUCAGAAAAGAGUAUGACGGACGCAAACCUACUCCUUACACCAAAUGCAGAUACGAAAAGGCAUACAGAUGUUAGCGAGUUGUACGAAAAUUUCACAAUAGAUGUUUCUCGAGAUCCAAUACGAAAAUACUCGACAUGUCUCGAUGUAAAAAUGAAAGACCCUCUGAUGAAAUCUGAUUUCACAAAUACCGUUCGAAUGAGAAAAAAGUCCCUGGAAAAUAAUAUUUUGAAGGACAAACUUUCCCCUAGGAAACCUAUUUUCGAAGCUUCUGGUAAAGUAUCGAAGAUGAAAAGUAAAUUUUCAAAAACAGAUGAAUCUCUUGGCAAACCAGCAUUCGUAAGUAAGCCAAACUCUAACAAAGAAACUAACAACGAAAGCAUGGAUUGGAAAGCAUACAAGACUAAAAACGUUUUUGAACGCUUGACGGCUUGUGAUAAAAAUAAAACCGUCAACAAAAUUGACCAACCCCCUGGAACGAGCUCUCUUCCUACCUCACCAGCCACUUUCCGUAAGACAAUGCGGUUAGCAGUUACGAAUCCAAACGAUAAGCCGCCAGGAUCGGCUAAUAUUCGUAUGAGGAAAUCCACAAAUGAAGGUUCACCGUCGAUUUCCACAAUAAAAGGUCAUUCAAAAGAACCACUAGUGAAGCAUGCAAUAAGUACGGCACAAAUUAGUAAUCGACCUCUGAAAAAGUAAUUUUGCGAAGUAGACAAGUUGAACGAAGCCACGAUAGUAGGCAAUGAAUUUAGAAUUAGCACAAACUAAUAUUAUCACACGAUGACUGAAGUUUAUAAAUUUUCUUCGAGAAAUUAUCAUGCAUAAGGUUUUGCCUUGUAAUUUAUUCUAACAUGUAAUAUUUAAUAUUUUAUCCAUGGAUUUUAUGAUUUUGUAUAAAUUAUAGCUAUUGUCGCGAUAUGAUCGGAGCCAAGUUAUGGACAAAACUCGAACAGUAAAUUUCUUUGAGUUUAUUCAAUAAGAAAUACUUUUAAACAAACAUACUUGUAUUAGUGCACACAUUAACUUAUUAAAUUCCUCUUAAACUAUGAGAGCAAUAUUAAAUAAAAUCUCGAGAUGUGAAUCAUUUGUUC